Molecule: messenger RNA, 7541 nt
Organism: Sphaerodactylus townsendi
Lineage: Eukaryota; Metazoa; Chordata; Lepidosauria; Squamata; Sphaerodactylidae
Gene: PIK3C2B
Product: phosphatidylinositol-4-phosphate 3-kinase catalytic subunit type 2 beta
Exons: 35
Coding region: 620-5518 (1632 amino acids)
Biological process (GO): phosphatidylinositol-3-phosphate biosynthetic process; cell migration; phosphatidylinositol 3-kinase/protein kinase B signal transduction
Cellular component (GO): phosphatidylinositol 3-kinase complex; plasma membrane; cytoplasm
Molecular function (GO): 1-phosphatidylinositol-4-phosphate 3-kinase activity; 1-phosphatidylinositol-3-kinase activity; phosphatidylinositol binding
Source: RefSeq, a predicted model, not a curated record
UCCUCUCCAUUGUCUCACUCAGUUGUAUCGUCUCUCUCGCUCCCGGUCUAGUUCGCUGGGUUGUGUUGGAAAAUUUGCAGCUCGAUGAGUUGGUUCUGCGGUAACCUUCCUAGAGACACCCGUUCCUGACUCUGCUGCUCGGAUUUUGAAUGCCAGAUGCAGCAGGAUUAGCAGAAGCGCCAUCCUGGAAUUAUCCCGGGAAGGGGGAGGGGGCGCGCAACACGCCUUGUGGAAGCGAGACGCGCUGGCCAAACAAUAUCGCCCCGAAAACUGCUGCAUCAGAGCAGGAAAUUGCUGUGCAAACACCAGGCUCAAUCUGCUUCCUCUGCAUGGGCAUCCAACGUGUUCCUGGAAGACAUAUGCUGCCCAGCCACCUGGUUGUCCACUUUCACCUUCAUAAAACACUAUGCUGUAGAUGUUGACUUCAGAAGAGAAGCAGCAGUCGGGAGAGCAGUCCUACAGGCCUCAGACCUUCCACCAAGAAUUCAUUCACUACAUAGUAGCUGUGAUCGGAUCUUCCAGCAAAAAAAAAGGUGGCGGGUGACACAGCAUGCCUUUGUUCCUAACUCUUGAACCAAGCAUCAAAUAGUCACUGGUUUCAGCAUUUGCUUUUCAAGAGAUGUCUGCAACCCGAGGCAAUGGAGAGCACUGGAAGUCCUUGGAAUCUGUGGGAAUCAGCCGUAAGGAGCUGGCUCUUGCGGAAGCCCUGCAGAUGGAGUAUGAUGCCCUGUCCCGCCUGAGGCAGGAUAAAGAGGAGAGCCAGGCUAAACAGAAUAAUGACCAACCUCUCAUUUCCUGGGAUGAUCCAAUUCUGGAUUACAACAAACCUGCUGUCAAAAAUGACUGCCAUAGUAUCAAGGUCAUGCGAGGCCUUUCUGGCUCAGACUCCACCCUUAAUUACAAUGCCCUCUCCGACCAGGAGGUUUCAAGAGCUUUUGGGACCAACAACACUACCUCAUCAAGUCUGCUGCCUGAGCCAGAGAAUCAGCCUUGGUUGAAGGGACCUCUCUCCAGUGACUACUUGUAUAUCUUUGACAGCUCAGAAAGAGAGUUCCUCACUGAGCCCAACAGGACAUCUCAACACAAUAGUGGUAGCAGCAGUUCCCCCAAGAAGCUUUCUCCUCCCCCAUUGCCUCCUCGCAUUGCUAUUUGGAAUGCAUCUGAAGUGAAUCAAGCUUCCCUCAAAGAGUCCCAGCCCAAUGAUAUCAACAUGUUUUCCUCAGCUCAUGAGAGAGCUGAUGGGAAAUUUCUAGAUCGUAGAAUCUCAGAGGAAGACCCGUAUAGCACUGUGGACUAUGAUGGCAUCAAUGAUGCUAUCACAAGACUAAAUCUCAAGUCUACUUAUGAUGCUGACCUUCUAAGAGAAGCCACAUGGAGUUGGAAGGGAGGUCGGAAUAUAUUUGAGAAAGAAAGCAGUGGAAAGCCAGUUGCUCGCAGCAAGACCAUGCCUCCCCAGGUACCUCCCAGAACCUAUGUCUCCAGGUUUGGAGAACGGAAGAAUGUAGCAUCUAACAAGAACUGGAGGAUCUCUGCAGAUCCGUGCCAGGGCACUUCUCGGCAUCAUCCUGUGGCCAGUGGCUAUGAGCUGUUUGAGGUCUCUGAGGAGAAGGAUGAAGAGGUUGCUGCUUUCUGUCAUAUGUUGGAUGUAUUGAGAUCUGGCUACAGUACCAAGGACUACUCCCUUACUGGUUAUGUCUGGAGCACUGUCAACCUCAGUCCUGAACACCUUGGCCAUGGGGUCAGCUUGAAAGUGACUGUGGUUUAUGACAGCCUGCAGGAGCCUCUCACCUUCACCUGUGACUGUUCUUCCACAGUGGACUUGCUCAUUUAUCAGACAUUGUGCUACACGCAUGACGACUUGCGUGACAUUGAUGUGGAUGAUUUUGUACUCAAACUGUGUGGCCUGGAGGAAUUUCUGCAAAACAAACACCCACUAGGAAGCCAUGAAUAUAUCCAGCACUGCAGGAAGUUUGACAUCGACAUCCGGCUGCAGCUGCUGAAGAGGAAGGCUGUGCGCUGUGACUUGGCUCGGACACCAAACGAUGACCAGAGUCCUUCCACACUCAACCACUAUGUUCACCUCCAGGAGAGGCCGAUCAAGCAGACCAUCAGCAGGCAGGCCCUGAGCCUUCUCUUUGAUACCUUCCAUAAUGAGGUGGAUGCUUUCCUAGCCGCUGAGGGAGACUUCCAGCUGAAGGCCGAGCGAGUGAUCCAGUCUGUCAUGGCCAUUUGCAAUGCUCUUGCUGCUGUAGAGUCUCAGGAGAUUACAGGCGCCCUGAAUCAGCUGCCACCCUGUCCAUCUCGCAUGCAGCCCAAGAUCCAGAAGGAUCCAAAUGUUCUGGCCUUGAGGGAAAAUAGAGAGAAGGUUGUGGAGGCUCUAACAGCCUCCAUCUUGGAUUUGGUGGAGCUCUAUUGCAACACAUUUAAUGCGGACUUCCAGACUGUGAUACAUGGGAACAGAAAGCAUUACCUUAGCCAAGAGGUCCGGCUACUGACUUGCCCCCUCUCCUUCACAGUCUAUGCCACUCAUCGCAUACCCAUCACCUGGGCUGCAAGUUAUGAAGAUUUCUACCUCUCCUGCUCCCUCAGCCAUGGUGGCAAGGAACUGUGCAGCCCCCUGCAAACCAGAAAAGCUCAUGUAUACAAGUACCUCUUCCAUCUUAUCAUCUGGGACCAGCAGAUCUGCUUCCCAAUUCAAGUGAACCGUCUGCCACGGGAGUCUCUUUUGACAGCCACUCUCUAUGCUGUUCCAAUUCCACCUCCUGGGAGCUCUUCAGAGACAAAUAAGCAGCGCCGGAAUCCAGAGGCCUUGGGCUGGGUUACCACCCCUCUCUUCAACUUUAGGCAAGUUCUGACUUGUGGGCGAAAACUCCUGGGCUUGUGGCCAGCAACUCAAGACCCCUCUAGUGCCAGAUCAAGUGUUCCCAACUUUAACCAACCUGACAGCGUAAUUCUGCAGAUUGAUUUUCCGAGCUCAGCCUUCGAAGUUAAGUUUACUAGCCCACCUGCUGCAGACUUCAGUCCAAAGUACAACUUCCACAGCCUCAUUGAGGAAGAUCAGUGGAAGCUGAAGGAGGUGAUGCAGAAGGAAUCACUGUAUUGGCUAACAGAUGCUGACCGGAAGCAGCUAUGGGAAAAGCGUUAUUACUGCCAUUCUGAAGUCAGCUCCUUGCCUCUGCUGCUUGCUAGUGCUCCGAGUUGGGAGUGGGCAUGCUUGCCAGACAUCUAUGUCCUGCUAAAGCAAUGGACGCACAUGAACCAUCAGGAUGCCCUUGGACUCUUACACGCAGCGUUCCCAGAUCAGGAAGUGAGGAGGACAGCUGUGCGAUGGAUCGAUUCCAUAUCUGAUGCUGAGCUACUUGAUUACCUUCCCCAAUUGGUACAGGCUCUCAAAUAUGAAUGUUACCUGGACAGUCCUCUGGUGCGGUUUCUAAUGAAGCGAGCCAUCUGUGACCUGAGGAUUACCCACUAUUUCUUCUGGCUGCUGAAGGAUGGACUCAAAGAUUCUCAGUUCAGCAUCCGUUACCAGUACCUGCUGGCAGCUCUGCUGUGUUGCUGUGGGAAGGGCUUGAGGGAGGAAUUUGACCGCCAGUGUUGGCUUGUUAAUACCCUGGCUAAGCUGGCCCAGCAGGUUCGUGAGGCUGCUCCAUCAUCACGACAGGCCAUCCUCCGAGACGGACUGGAAGAUGUAAAGCAGUUCUUCAAUGUCAAUGGCUCUUGCCGCUUACCUCUCAGCCCAAGCCUGCUUGUGAAGGGAAUUGUGCCCAAGGAUUGCUCCUAUUUUAACUCCAAUGCUGUCCCUCUGAAACUCUCCUUCCAGAAUGUUGACCCUCUGGGAGAGAAUAUCCGUGUUAUUUUUAAGUGUGGUGAUGAUCUCCGGCAGGACAUGUUAACAUUGCAGAUGAUUCGCAUAAUGAACAAAAUUUGGGUGCAGGAAGGUUUGGACAUGCGCAUGGUCAUAUUCCGCUGCUUUUCAACAGGCCGUGGUCGUGGGAUGGUGGAGAUGAUCCCUAAUGCAGAAACUCUGCGAAAGAUCCAGGUGGAGCACGGGGUGACAGGCUCUUUCAAGGAUCGUCCCCUUGCAGACUGGCUACAGAAGCACAACCCCAAGGAAGAUGAAUAUGAAAAGGCGGUGGAGAACUUCAUCUACUCAUGCGCUGGCUGCUGUGUAGCCACUUAUGUACUGGGAAUCUGUGACCGGCACAAUGACAACAUCAUGCUCAAGACCACUGGCCAUAUGUUUCACAUUGACUUUGGCAGGUUUCUGGGCCAUGCCCAAAUGUUUGGCAACAUCAAGAGAGACCGAGCUCCAUUUGUCUUUACAUCUGAUAUGGCAUAUGUCAUCAAUGGUGGGGACAAGCCUUCCAGCCGUUUCCAUGACUUUGUUGAUCUCUGCUGCCAGGCCUACAACCUGAUCCGCAAGCACACCCAUCUCUUCCUCAACCUGUUGGGCCUGAUGUUAUCCUGUGGGAUUCCUGAGCUGUCUGACCUUGAGGACCUCAAGUAUGUCUAUGAUGCACUGAGACCUCAGGACUCUGAGGCAGAUGCCACCACCUAUUUCACCAGGUUGAUAGAGUCCAGUCUGGGCAGUGUAGCCACAAAGCUCAACUUCUUCAUUCACAAUCUGGCACAGAUGAAAUUCACAGCUUCAGAUUCUCAGCCAACGCUUUCCUUUGCUCCCCGUGUGCACACUAUCAAGACCUCUAGCCGGAUCGUUGAUGUCUUCUUAUGGCGGCAUGAAAAAGUCUUCAAUCCCAGCAAGGGCUAUAUAUACAUUGUGAAAGUGAAACGGGAGAACCCUUCUGAGAUCACCUACAUCCAGCGCACUUUUGAGGAGUUCCAGGAGUUGCACAACAAGCUACGCCUCAUUGUUCCUUCCUCUCUUCUACCCAGCUUCCCCAGCAGGUUUGUGAUUGGACGCUCACGAGGGGAGGCAGUGGCAGAAAAGAGGAAAGAGGAACUGAAUGGCUACAUCUGGAAUCUACUCCAUGCUGCCCCUGAAGUAGCCGAGUCUGAUCUGCUGUAUACAUUUCUCCAUCCCCUUCCAAGGGAUGAAGUGGCUGCAGGCACCAACCCAGCUCCAAAACCUGCAGAUGCUACAUGGUCUCAACCUGUUGGGAAAAUGGGUGGAGAGGUGAAGCUGUCAAUCUCCUACAAGAACAACAAGCUCUUUAUCAUGGUGAUGCACAUCCGAGGUCUGCAGCCUCUUCAGGAUGGCAGUGACCCUGACCCUUAUGUUAAGAUCUACCUUCUGCCUGAUCCUCAGAAAACCACCAAGAGGAAAACUAAAGUUGCUCGAAAAACUUGCAACCCAACUUACAAUGAAAUGCUUAUCUAUGAUGGGAUUCCAAAAGGAGACCUCCACCAGCGGGAGCUGCGUCUCAGUGUCCUGAGUGAAGAGGGCUUUUGGGAGAACAUCCUCCUUGGGGAGGUCAUUAUCAGACUACGGGACCUGGAUCUGACACGAGAGAAGAUGGGCUGGUUUGAAUUGGGCUCUAGGAGCCACGGGACCAUGUGAGAAGCAGUGAGGCGGCAACAGUCCAUUUGGGACCAUUCUGGCCCCACAGGAGUCCCUGGGAAUCAGUGCAUGUUCCAGGAGUUGUAUCCUGGUAUAUCUGAAAGGAUUUAGUUUCCUGCAAAUAAGAAGGAUGGAUAUAUAUAGUGUCUUCGCAAAUGAAGGGUUAAUUUCCUGUGGAGAGUGAGCAUUUGGGGUUGAGCCAUGAUGGGAAAUCCUAUUAUGACUUGAAAUGGCUGCCAUAGACUUGUUUUAUACAUUUACCUUGUGUCAAGGGAGCAAUGACUUAUAGGGAGGGAGGGGUAAAAUAUUAGUGGAUCUUUUGGGGGGGGGAUAUUUUAAUUUUUUAAAGAAAUUAAAAAAAUUGAGUCCAAAAAAGGAUCUUGCAGGGUGGGGGCUAUAUUGUGAAUGAAGUUCUUAUUUGACUUUCUCGAAGAUAUUUGUUUGUUUUUUUAAUUUUUUAAAGGGAUGCGUGCAUAAGAACUUGGGUAGAGGCAUAUGGGUGGGGGGAGGUAUGGGUGGGUAUGAAUGGGUAUGGGUGGGUAUGAAUGGUAUGUUAAGCCCUUAUCUCUGGGAUAGGAGCUGGUGUGCUCCAACUUAAGCCAUCUUGGAGAAUUUGCUUCCAAAGGAGAGCUGUGUAAUUUGUAAAAGUGUAGAACUUACAAUUCCUGAUUUUCUGCUAGGAGAUGUAACCCAGGAACCACACUGUCUUGGACUAACAUCUGCACUUGUCUCAUGGAGGCAGAAGGCAUCCAUAUUAAUCUUGAUUCCAAACAUUUACCAGCAAAGGCCUUGAUCCAAGCAAGCAUCUGGCAGCUACGUUACUUCCACAUUUCUUGCUUGCUGAACUGAAGCAUUUCUCACAUUGCUGUUUUUCCCAGUCAGUUAGAAAAACUAGAUCUGCUUGAGAUGAGUUGCACUAAGUCUUGGAAGGAGAUAGAUUGCACGGGUGUAAGCAGAAGACACGCAUCUUUUCCUUCCUAAACACUUAAUUAGCAAAAGCACUGUUGAUGGAAGAUGGUCUCCUGUGUUGUACGCUACCUAAUGCCAUUGGCUAAAUGCAGAUUACACUAGUUUUAAAUCCUUUAUAGAUGAGCCUUUUAUUAAUACCACAGGCUCUUCUUCCAAGAUGGUGGACUAGAGGCAGGAGGCAAAAGACAAACCUGUGGGUUUAGUUAAAAGGUUGCCAGGCACUUGUCACUAAACACCAAUGAUUUCAUAAGCCUUUAUAUACACCCAUAGAAUUGCAAGAGCUCCUGUAGAACAGAGGGCCCUCUGGUAUUCUUUCUCUUUCUUUUGAGAGGAGAAACUUUGUAGAAAACAAAUUGACUUUUUUCCCAAUUGGGUUGGGAAACAAAAGCUUUUAAGCCUAUUCUCUUUUAUAAUUAUAUAAAGACCAGUAGUGAUGUCUGUUUGCCUCCUUGUGUGAAAGAGAUGGUAAUUCAAAACAGGAGGGAAGGGUCUUUGCACAUGCCAAGCAGAAGCUUUGGACCUAGCUCAUUGCUUAAAAUCCUGCAUUUUCUUCUCCUUGAUGAGCUGUUCACAGUAAGAAGUUAAAAGUAGUCCCCUGUGCAAGCACCAGGUCAUUACAGACCCAUGGGGUGACCUCGCCUCACAACUUUUACUAGGCAGACUGUUUAUGGAGUGGUUUACCAUUGCCUUCCCCAGUCAUCUACACUUUACCCCAGCAAGCAGGAACACAUUAACUCAAUGGGAUGUUUCUCAGGAUUGAGAGUAUGAUGGUGUAAAGAUUUUUAAAUGUUGUAUUUAACUGGUGUUUUGGAAAUAAGCUGGGUUUAGGGAAAGGACUUCCCAGAUUGAGGCUUAUCUGAAGGUGCCAUUUUACUGAUCUUUACAUUGCUGCAGGGAGACUUCAGAAGGCCACAUGUGAGGGCAUUGGCCUUGUUCAUUGAUUCUGUCCUGUGGGAAGGGAUAUAAAGGAAAGGACCUUACAGGUGUAUGCUUCUUUCUCAAUUGUAAAAUGGUGGCAUUAAUUAAAAAUAAAAAGAUUGGAAUUAAUUAAAAA